Messenger RNA from Choloepus didactylus (southern two-toed sloth), 1142 nucleotides. It is a transcript of the gene PSME1, whose product is annotated as proteasome activator subunit 1. The record is from RefSeq and is a predicted model, not a curated record. Gene Ontology annotation, cellular component: cytoplasm; nucleoplasm; proteasome activator complex. Gene Ontology annotation, molecular function: endopeptidase activator activity. The coding region runs from base 236 to 985 and encodes 249 amino acids. The transcript has 11 exons. Gene Ontology annotation, biological process: positive regulation of endopeptidase activity; regulation of proteasomal protein catabolic process; regulation of G1/S transition of mitotic cell cycle. Lineage: Eukaryota; Metazoa; Chordata; Mammalia; Pilosa; Megalonychidae.
CCCGGGCGGGGAGCUCGCUGGAAAGGCUCCUCUCGGGCCCUAGGGGGAGCCCUGCCUGGGCCGCCUUCCUCCGCCCCUCUCCUCCCCUCUCCUCCCCCUGGUCUGUCCCGCCUCCUCCACUACCUCCACUCUCUGCUACCCAGGAAGGCCGGGCGAGUUGCAAGGGCUGCUUUCGCUUUCCCUUCCCCGUGCCCAGGGCUCGUUCCUCGUGCGGCGCAAGGCCCCCCGCCCGGCCAUGGCCACGCUCAGGGUGCAGCCUGAAGCCCAAGCCAAGGUGGAUGUGUUCCGUGAAGACCUUUGUACCAAGGCAGAAAACCUGCUCGGGAGUUAUUUCCCCAAGAAGAUUUCUGAAUUGGAUGCAUUUUUAAAGGAGCCAGCUCUCAAUGAAGCCAACCUGAGCAAUCUAAAGGCCCCCUUGGACAUCCCCGUGCCUGAUCCAGUCAAGGAGAAAGAGAAGGAGGAACGGAAGAAACAGCAGGAGAAAGAAGACAAGGAUGAAAAGAAGAAAGGGGACGACGAAGACAAAGGUCCUCCUUGUGGCCCAGUGAGCUGCAACGAGAAAAUUGUGGUCCUCCUGCAGCGCCUGAAGCCUGAGAUCAAGGAUGUCAUUGAGCAGCUCAACCUGGUCACCACCUGGUUGCAGCUGCAGAUACCUCGGAUUGAGGAUGGAAACAACUUUGGAGUGGCUGUCCAGGAGAAGGUGUUUGAACUGAUGACCACCCUUCACACCAAGUUGGAAGGCUUCCACACUCAAAUCUCUAAGUACUUCUCUGAGCGAGGCGAUGCAGUGACCAAAGCAGCCAAGCAGCCCCAUGUGGGUGACUAUCGGCAGCUGGUGCACGAGUUGGAUGAGGCAGAGUACCGGGACAUCCGGCUAAUGGUCAUGGAGAUCCGCAAUGCUUAUGCUGUGUUAUAUGACAUCAUCCUAAAGAACUUCGAGAAGCUCAAGAAGCCCAGAGGAGAAACAAAGGGAAUGAUCUACUGAGAGCCUCCUGCCUCACUCUCCAAUGGCUUCAGCAGACAUCCUCCUGCCUUUUACCAGGGAUUCCAGGCUUCCCCCCCUCCCCCACCUUAUCCUGUUGAGGUUUCUCUCUCACCUUGCCUCUCGGGCACAAUAAAUACUGUCAUACUGGUGCCCAUCA